Myotis brandtii (Brandt's bat) is the source of this 198-nucleotide messenger RNA. RefSeq names its product tissue factor pathway inhibitor-like. Lineage: Eukaryota; Metazoa; Chordata; Mammalia; Chiroptera; Vespertilionidae. The record is from RefSeq and is a predicted model, not a curated record. Gene Ontology annotation, molecular function: serine-type endopeptidase inhibitor activity. The transcript has 2 exons. The annotation marks the transcript as partial.
GGAAAGUUGUUACGUCCUUUUGCCCCAAUUACAGUUUUCACUGUCUUACGUAUAGAUUCUAUAAACAACUGCCAUUGACUUAAAAUUAGCGGGCCUGGUGCACCAGUUCUGUGCGUACAGAGCGGACCCCGGCCCCUGCAAAGCCUUGCUCCCAAGAUUCUUCUUCAAUGUGUUCUCAGGCCAGUGCGAGGCCUUCAU